AUGACGAAGAAUCUGGUACUCGACCCGUCUCAUGCCGAGGCACCAACUCGCGACCACCAAAACUAUCCCAGCAGUUUGCCAGAGGCAAAGGAGACCAAAGUGCACCCUACAAAUGCUGGAGGAGAGAAUGCGAGUCUGUAUUUCGUUGGUACUGCAACGACGAUAUUGGAGUGGGAAGGAGUCCGUAUCAUGACUGAUCCCAACUUCUUGCAUGCUGGAGAUCACGUACAUCUAGGACCUGGUGUAACAGGCACAAGACAGACAAAUCCAGCACUUGAUCUGCACGAGCUUCCUCGCAUCGAUGCAGUUUUGUUGUCCCAUUACCAUGCGGAUCACUUUGACCAAAAGGUUGAAGCCUCGCUUCGCCGGUCAUUGCCCAUCAUUACCACACCUCAUGCCAAAGAACAUCUGACCGCUAAGGGGGAGGACGAGUCAUUCAGCCGGGUUUACGAUCUCGACUUCUUCCAGAGCAUGUAUGUCGAUAUUCGCAAGUCUGGAACUACACAUGAAGCUACAAACAAGAAGGUACCGGCUGUCAAGGUGACGGGUAUGCCUGGCAAACAUGUACCUCAGGGUAUGCUGAGCAAAGCCAACGAUAUUCUCGGUGCUGUUCCUCCUACCAAUGGCUGGAUGCUGGAGCUGGGCUACAAAGAGGGCGAUGGCAACUCUACCGACAGCUUCAAGAACGGAUACAGGAUUUACAUCUCUGGCGAUACUCUCAUGGUCGAUGAGCUCAAAGAGAUUCCAGAACGCUACAAGGGUCAAAACAUCGAUCUCAUGUUGAUCCACUUGGGCGGCACCACGAUCCCAUCGCCAAAACUUCCAAUGUUGAUGGUGACCAUGGACGCAAAGCAAGGUAUCGAGCUUGUCAGAAUGAUCAACCCUGAUCUGACCAUCCCUAUCCACUACGACGAUUAUGAUGUUUUCUUGAGUCCCCUGGAUGACUUCAAGAAGGAAAUGGAGAAGGCAGGUUUGACUGACAAGGUUGUGUAUCUGGAUCGCAAGGACCAGUACAAGUUUGCUGUUCAACAUGGACAAUGA
This is a messenger RNA of Aureobasidium melanogenum CBS 110374, 1041 nucleotides long. Its product is annotated as Metallo-hydrolase/oxidoreductase. The transcript is spliced from 4 exons. Bases 1 to 1041 code for a protein of 346 amino acids. The record is from RefSeq and is a predicted model, not a curated record. NCBI's taxonomy places the organism in Eukaryota, Fungi, Ascomycota, Dothideomycetes, Dothideales, Saccotheciaceae.